This is a messenger RNA of Manihot esculenta (cassava), 586 nucleotides long. RefSeq names its product protein yippee-like At4g27740. The transcript has 2 exons. The record is from RefSeq and is a predicted model, not a curated record. The coding region runs from base 167 to 487 and encodes 106 amino acids. Lineage: Eukaryota; Viridiplantae; Streptophyta; Magnoliopsida; Malpighiales; Euphorbiaceae.
CUCUCAUUUCCAGUCUACAUGAAGAAGCUUCACAGAAAAUCAAUACCUUAAAAAGAUAAUGAAGAAAAGUCAAGUCUACUUGCUCAAAAUUUCUCAUCUAUUUAUUACCCUUAAGCCUUUCUCAUCUAUGAAAAGCUAAAAGCUAGACAGCUUCUCUUGCUUAUACAUGGAAGAAUCCAGUGACUAUCCCUUGUUCAGCUGCAGAAAUUGCAGAAAUCCUCUUGCCUUUCACAGCGAUCUCAUUUCUAAAACUUAUAAGGCAAAAUCAGGGCAGGCAUAUAUGUUCUCUAAUGCAAUGAAUAUUGCGUUGGGGAGAAGAGAAGACAGGCAGAUGAUUACUGGUGUUUAUACAAUUGCUGAUGUCUACUGCAGAAAUUGUGGUGAGGCAUUAGGUUGGAUGUAUUUGAGAGCUUCUGAUCCUAAACAGAAGUACAAAGAAGGCAAUUUUGUACUGGAAAAACUCAAGAUUUUCCAGGAAAAUUACUAGCUUUCUAUCACUUCAAGAUGUAAUAUUGGACUGUCCUUGAAUAAUUCCCAUAGAGGAACAUCCAUGGUUUUAUAUAGAUGUGCUACUUUUUAUUUCUUC